AUGUCGGUAGGAAUUUCACGUGAGAUGCCAAGUCCACUUCCAGAAAUAUGGAGCAGUGACGAAUGGAUGGACUCUGUGCGAGCUCUUGCUGUAGAUCGAGAAGGUUUGGACAGAGCUGUGCUCGAGGACAACAGGAAAAGAUGUGGACAAGCGCAUCAGGCAGUAGUGUCAGCCCGCCGAUUAUGUCGGAAAAUGAGGGAAUAUAGCGCAUUCGGAAAGUGCUCUGGUUCUGACUGCGCGAUCAAUGGUUCGAAACUGCCUGGGUGCCAACUGAGCCCUUCAUUCUUCCUGCGUCGUCAAAUUGGUACUAGUUUCAUCUAG
Messenger RNA from Necator americanus (New World hookworm), 321 nucleotides. RefSeq lists its product as uncharacterized. The transcript has 2 exons. The record is from RefSeq and is a predicted model, not a curated record. Bases 1 to 321 code for a protein of 106 amino acids. NCBI's taxonomy places the organism in Eukaryota, Metazoa, Nematoda, Chromadorea, Rhabditida, Ancylostomatidae.